UAAAUGUAAUCUUAAAUAUUCACGCGACCAACGAGACUCCGCAGCAGACUGCUUUCAGCUUCCGGAGCCUCCUGUCAGCGAGGCUAGCUAGCGGUUGCUAGCAGACCGUGCUAAUGUCCGGCCACAGUGGAUGGCGGGAAGUUUUGGCUUGCUAUGGUGAGAAAGUUGAUCAUGGCGGCAGUGGAGGGAGAGCUGAGACUGAAUUCUCCAUUUUGACCAAGCAGAGGAUUUUCCAGAUGGCCGGUUUCCUCCAGUCGUCCCGGCCGGCCAAUCGGAGCCGCUUUCAGAGGGUCCCGCUGAUCCCCACAGCAGGUAACAGGUGGGCGGAGCAGCGAGCGGGGCGGGGGCGGAGUCACGGCGAGGUCAUCAUGACGUCGGUGGCGGCGGAGUUGGACCACAUGGAGAUCCAGCAGCAGUACAGCGACGGCGUCAAUAACCGCUGGGACGCCGACGACUGGGACAACGAGAACAGCUCGGCCCGCCUCUUUGAGCGCUCACGCAUCAAGGCGCUGGCAGAUGAGCGUGAAGCGGUGCAGAAGAAGACCUUCACUAAGUGGGUGAACUCCCACCUGUCCAGGGUGUCGUGUCGGAUCACGGACCUGUACAUGGACCUGAGGGACGGCCGGAUGCUCAUCAAGCUGCUGGAGGUUCUGUCUGGAGAGAGGCUGCCCAAACCCACCAAGGGCCGCAUGCGGAUCCACUGCCUGGAGAACGUGGACAAGGCCCUGCAGUUCCUGAAGGAGCAGCGGGUCCACCUGGAGAACAUGGGCUCCCACGACAUCGUGGACGGAAACCACCGCCUCACGCUGGGCCUCAUCUGGACCAUCAUCCUCCGCUUCCAGAUCCAGGACAUCAGUGUGGAGACGGAGGACAACAAGGAGAAGAAGUCGGCUAAAGACGCCCUGCUGCUCUGGUGCCAGAUGAAGACUGCAGGGUAUCCAAACGUCAACAUCCACAACUUCACCACCAGCUGGAGAGACGGGAUGGCCUUCAACGCCCUCAUCCACAAACACAGACCUGAUCUGAUCGACUUUGAUAAACUGAAGAAGUCAAACGCUCACUACAACCUGCAGAACGCCUUCAACCUGGCAGAGCAACACCUGGGGCUCACCAAGCUGCUGGACCCGGAAGACAUCAGCGUUGAACAUCCUGAUGAGAAAUCCAUCAUCACCUACGUCGUCACCUAUUACCACUACUUCUCCAAGAUGAAGGCGCUGAAGGUGGAGGGCAAGAGGAUCGGCAAGGUUCUGGACAACGCCAUCGAGACGGAGAAGAUGAUUGAGAAGUACGAGUCUCUGGCGUCGGACCUGCUGGAGUGGAUCGAGCAGACCAUCAUCAUCCUCAACAACAGGAAGUUCGCCAACUCGCUGGUGGGCGUCCAGCAGCAGCUGCAGGCCUUCAACACGUACCGCACCGUGGAGAAACCACCCAAGUUCACAGAGAAGGGGAACCUGGAGGUUCUGCUCUUCACCAUCCAGAGUAAGAUGAGAGCCAACAACCAGAAAGUUUUUACGCCGCGCGAAGGAAAGCUCAUCUCUGACAUCAACAAGGCCUGGGAGCGUCUGGAGAAGGCGGAGCAUGAGCGGGAGCUGGCCCUGAGGACGGAGCUGAUCCGCCAGGAGAAGCUGGAGCAGCUGGCCCGCCGCUUCGACCGCAAGGCCGCCAUGAGGGAGACGUGGCUGAGCGAGAACCAGAGGCUGGUCUCACAGGAUAACUUUGGAUUCGACCUGCAGGCCGUGGAGGCGGCCACUAAGAAGCAUGAGGCCAUAGAGACGGACAUCGCGGCGUACGAGGAGCGCGUUCAGGCGGUGGUUGCCGUGGCGAAGGAGCUGGAGGCGGAGAGUUACCAUGACAUCAAGCGCAUCACGGCCAGGAAGGACAACGUGAUCCGGCUGUGGGAAUACCUGCUGGAGCUGCUGAAGGCCCGGCGCCACAGGUUGGAGCUCAACCUGGGCCUGCAGAGGGUUUUCCAGGAAAUGCUCUACAUCAUGGACUGGAUGGACGAGAUGAAGAUGCUGCUGCUGUCCCAGGACUACGGGAAGCACCUGUUGGGUGUGGAGGAUCUGCUGCAGAAACACGCUCUGGUGGAGGCCGACAUCUCCAUCCAGGCCGACCGCGUCCGCAACGUCAACAGCAACGCCCAGAAGUUCGCCAGCGACACCGACGGUACGCUACAACCCUGCGACCCGCAGGUCAUCCGGGACCGCGUGGCUCACAUGGAGUUCUGCUACCAGGAGCUGAACCAGCUGGCGGCGGAGCGCGCCCGUCUGGAGGAAUCCCGCCGCCUCUGGAAGUUCUUCUGGGAGAUGGCCGAGGAGGAGGGCUGGAUCCGGGAGAAGGAGCAGAUCCUGUCCUUGGAGGAUCACGGGAAGGAUCUGACGGGAACGGUGCGGCUGCUGAGUCAGCACAAAGCCUUCGAGGACGAGAUGAGCGGCCGCGCCGCCCACCUGCAGCAGACCAUCAGGCAGGGCCAGCAGCUGGUGGACGAAAACCACUUCGGAGCCGAGAAGAUCAAGGAGCGCAUCCAGGACAUCCAGGAUCAGUGGGCGGCUCUGGAGCGUCUGUCUGCCGUACGGAAAACCCGCCUGCAGGAGGCCUGCAACCUGCACCAGUUCCAGGCUGACGCCGACGACAUCGACACCUGGAUGCUGGACGUCCUGCGCAUCGUCUCCAGCGUGGACGUCGGCCACGAUGAGUUCUCGGCCCAGGCUCUGGUGAAGAAGCACAAAGACGUGGCGGAGGAGAUCGGCAGCUACCGGCCCGUCAUCGAGGCGCUGCACGAGCAGGCGCAGACGCUGCCGCCGCAGGAGGCCGGCUCCCAGGAGGUCCGAGCCCGGCUGGCCGGCAUCGAGGAGCGGUACCAGGAAGUGGCGGAGCUGACCCGGCACAGGAAGCAGGCGCUGCAGGACGCGCUGGCGCUCUACAAGAUGCUGAGCGAGGCCAGCGCCUGCGAGCUGUGGGUCGACGAGAAGGAGCAGUGGCUCAACGGCAUGGACAUCCCCGACAAGCUGGAGGACCUGGAGGUGGUUCAGCACCGGUUCGAGAGUCUGGAGCCGGAGAUGAACAGCCAGGCGUCCCGAGUCGCCGUGGUGAACCAGGUGGCCCGGCAGCUGGUCCACAGCGGGCACCCCGGGGAGACCGAGAUCCGGGCCCAGCAGGACCAGCUCAACACCAGGUGGAGCCAGUUCAGAGACCUGGUGGACCAGAAGAAGGAGAACCUGAACUCGGCGCUGGGCGUCCAGAACUACCACCUGGAGUGCAACGAGACCAAGUCCUGGAUCAAGGAGAAGACCAAGGUGAUCGAGUCGACCCAGGAGCUGGGCAACGACCUGGCCGGGGUCAUGGCGCUGCAGAGGAAGCUGACCGGCAUGGAGCGCGACCUGGCCGCCAUCGAGGACAAGCUGACGGACCUGGACAAGGAGGCGGAGCGGCUGGCGAGCGAACACCCGGAGCAGGCCGGCGCCAUCAGGGGCCGGCUGGCCGAGAUCACCGCCGUCUGGGACGACAUGAAGGGGACGCUGAAGAACCGCGAGGAGUCUCUGGGCGAGGCCAGCAAGCUGCAGCAGUUCCUGCGGGAGCUGGACGACUUCCAGUCGUGGCUGUCCCGCACGCAGACGGCCAUCGCCUCGGAGGACAUGCCCAACGCGCUGGCCGAGGCCGAGAAGCUGCUGGCCCAGCACGAGAACAUCAAGAACGAGAUCCGCAACUACGAGGAGGACUACCAGAAGAUGAGGGACAUGGGGGACAUGGUGACGCAGGGCCAGACGGACGCCCAGUACAUGUUCCUGCGGCAGCGGCUGCAGGCGCUCGACACCGGCUGGAACGAGCUGCACAAGAUGUGGGAGAACCGGCAGAGCCUGCUGUCCCAGUCCCACGCAUACCAGCUGUUCCUGAGGGACACCAAGCAGGCCGAGGCCUUCCUCAACAACCAGGAAUACGUCCUGGCCCACACCGAGAUGCCGACCACCCUGGAGGGCGCCGAGGCCGCCAUCAAGAAGCAGGAGGACUUCAUGACCACCAUGGACGCCAACGAGGAAAAGAUCAGCGGCGUGGUCGACACCGGGCGCCGCCUGGUCGCUGAUGGCAACAUCAACGCCGAGCGCAUCCAGGAGAAGGUGGACUCCAUCGACCAGAGACACAAGAAGAACCGGCAGGCGGCUAAGGACCUGCUCAGCAGGCUGAAGGACAACAGGGACCUGCAGAAGUUCCUGCAGGACUGCCAAGAGCUGUCCCUGUGGAUCAACGAGAAGAUGCUGACGGCUCAGGACAUGACGUACGACGAGGCCAGGAACCUGCACAGCAAGUGGCUGAAGCACCAGGCCUUCAUGGCCGAGCUGCAGUCCAACAAGGAGUGGCUGGACAAGAUCGAAAAGGACGGCAAGGCGCUGAUGGCAGAGAAGCCAGAGACGGAGGCCAUGGUGAAGGAGAAGCUGGCGUCCCUGAAGGUCAUGUGGAACGACCUUGAGUCGACCACCCAGACCAAGGCCAAGUGUCUGUUUGACGCCAACAAGGCCGAGCUUUUCACCCAGAGCUGCGCCGACCUGGACAAGUGGCUGACCGGCCUGGACGGCCAGCUGCAGUCCGACGACUUCGGCAAAGACCUGACGUCCGUCAACAUCAUGCUGAAGAAGCAGCAGAUGCUGGAGAGCCAGGUGGAGGUGCGCCAGAAGGAGGUGGAGGAGCUGCAGAAGCAGUCGCAGGCGCUGAGCCAGGAGGGCAAAGGUUCUGACGAGGCGGACGGGAAGCGGAUCAGCGUGGAGAACAAGUUCCAGGCGCUGCUGGCGCCGCUCAAGAUGAGGCGCGACAACCUGAUGGCGUCGCGCGAGAUCCACCAGUUCAACAGAGACGUGGAGGACGAGAUACUGUGGGUGGAGGAGCGGCUGCCUCUGGCCACGUCCACCGACCACGGACACAACCUGCAGACGGUGCAGCUGCUCAUCAAGAAGAACCAGACGCUGCAGAAGGAGAUCCAGGGCCACCAGCCUCGUUAUGACGACAUCUUUGAGCGCAGCCAGCAGGUCCUGCGGGCCGGCAGCCCCACGGCCGAGCCGAUCCGCCAGAGGCUCAGCGAGCUGCAGGCGCUGUGGGAGCGGAUCCGGAAGGAGACGGAGAACCGGCAUUCCCGCCUCAGCGAGGCCCACGAGGCCCAGCAGUACUACUUUGACGCUGCGGAGGCCGAGGCCUGGAUGAGCGAGCAGGAGCUGUACAUGAUGUCUGAGGAGAAGGCCAAGGAUGAGCAGAGCUCGGUGGCCAUGCUGAAGAAGCAUCAGAUCCUGGAGCAGGCGGUGGAGGAUUACGCCGACGCCGUCCAUCAGCUGUCCAGCACCAGCCGGGGCCUGGUGGCCGCAGGUCACCCCGACAGCGAGCGCAUCGGCAUGCGGCAGUCGCAGGUGGACAAGCUGUACGCGGGGCUGAAGGACCUGGCGGAGGAGCGGCGCGGGAAGCUGGACGAGCGUUUCCGUCUGUUCCAGCUGAACCGGGAGGUGGACGACCUGGAGCAGUGGAUCGCCGAGCGGGAGGUGGUGGCCGGGUCGCACGAGCUGGGCCAGGACUACGAGCACGUCACGAUGCUGCAGGAGCGUUUCCGAGAGUUCGCCCGGGACACGGGGAACAUCGGUCAGGAGCGCGUCGACGGCGUCAACAAGCUGGCGGACGAGCUGAUCAACGCGGGCCACGGCGACGCGGCCACCAUCGCCGAGUGGAAGGACGGGCUGAACGAGGCGUGGGCCGACCUGCUGGAGCUCAUCGACACGCGCACGCAGAUCCUGGCCGCCUCCUACGAGCUGCACAAGUUCUACCACGACGCCAAGGAGAUCCUGCACCGCAUCCUGGACAAACACAAGAAGCUGCCGGAGGAGCUGGGCCGCGACCAGAACACCGUGGAGACGCUGCAGAGGAUGCACACCACCUUCGAGCACGACAUCCAGGCGCUGGGAACACAGGUCCGGCAGCUGCAGGAAGACGCCGUCCGUCUGCAGUCGGCGUACGCCGGAGACAAAGCCGACGACAUCCAGAAGAGAGAAGGAGAGGUGCUGGAGGCCUGGAAGAACCUCCUGGAGGCGGCGGAGGCCCGGCGCUCCAAGCUGCUGGACACGGCCGAUAAGUUCCGGUUCUUCAGCAUGGUGCGGGACCUGAUGCUGUGGAUGGACGACGUCAUCCGGCUCAUCGAGGCCCAGGAGAAACCCAGGGACGUGUCAUCGGUGGAGCUGCUGAUGAACAACCACCAGGGCAUCAAGGCGGAGAUCGACGCCCGAAACGACAGCUUCACGGCCUGCAUCGAGCUGGGCAAGGCGCUGCUGGCCCGGAAGCACUACGCUGCAGAGGAGAUUAAGGAGAAGUUGCUCCAGCUGACGGAUAAGAGGAAAGAGAUGAUCGAUAAGUGGGAGGAUCGCUGGGAGUGGCUGAGGCUGGUGCUGGAGGUGCACCAGUUCUCGCGGGACGCGGGCGUGGCGGAGGCGUGGCUCCUGGGCCAGGAGCCGUACCUGUCCAGCAGGGAGAUGGGCCAGAGCGUGGACGAGGUGGAGAAGCUCAUCAAACGCCACGAGGCCUUCGAGAAGUCCGCCGCCACCUGGGAGGAACGCUUCGCCGCGCUGGAGAGGCUGACCACGAUGGAGUUACUGGAAGUGAGAAGAAGGCAAGAGGAAGAGGAGAGGAAGAGGCAGCCGGCAGAGGCUGCUGAGGCUGCAGCCCAGAGCAGGGAGGGCGACCCGGUGUCCCAGAACGGGCUGCCGUCCGACCAGGAGUCGCCCCGGGAGAACGUGGACGAGGCGGUGAACGGGGAGCCCAGCCCCGCGGGGUCACCGGGCGCCGGUCGUAAGGCCAAGGCCAGCCAGGCGGCGACGCUGCCGGCGAAGAGCCAGCAGGACGGCGCCACCUGCCUGCUGGAGGCCUUCCUGCACCGCAAACACGAGUGGGAGGGCCACAACAAGAAGGCCUCCAACAGGUCCUGGCACAACGUGUUCUGUGUGAUCAACCAGCAGGAGAUGGGUUUCUAUAAGGACCAGAAGAGCGCGGCGCAGGGCGUCCCCUACCACAGCGAGAUCCCCGUCAGCCUGAAGGAGGCGCUGUGCGAGGUGGCGCUCGACUACAAGAAGAAGAAACACGUCUUCAAACUCAAGCUCACCGACGGGAACGAGUAUCUCUUCCAAGCCAAAGACGACGAGGAGAUGACCGCCUGGAUCUCGGCCAUCGCGGCGGCGGGCUCCAGGCCGGAGGUGACGCCCAGCAGCCACAGCACGCCGGCCCCCGCCGCCCGCGCCCAGACGCUGCCGGCCACCGUGGCGGCCUCCACCGCCGAGUCCAGCCCGGGCAAACGGGAGAAAGACAAGGAGAAACGCUUCAGUCUGUUCAGCAAGAAGAAGUAGACGCUCCUGUCCUCUCCUGUCCUCCCGUCCCCCGGCUGUUUGGGGUCGCUCCUCCUCCUCGUUGUCCGUCGUUCAUCCAGCCGCCAGUCGGUUUGCUCCGAGCAGCUGCGAAGCUCAGAAUGUAGAUCUGUCUCUCUAAUCCAUCCUGAUGAUGAUUCCUAACAUGUCCUGAUCCCAAACAGCCUUCCUCCUCCUCCUCCUCCUCAUCUUCCUCUCAAAGCGUGACUCCAGCAUGCAGCUCCGAGCCAAAACUCUCCACUCUGUGCCUCUCAACCGUCCGGUGGCUCAGAGUUCCCGCUCGGCGGGAACCUUCGCUAGGAGGGACAGAACCACCGCUGGCGUGUCCGGCUGCUGCUGUCCUACGGACGCGGUCACCGCCUGGAGGAAUCCCGCUCCGUUUUCCUUCCUGCUGUCUCUCGUCGUCCAGCUUCUCGUGUUUCCGCUCCCGGUUCUCCUGGACGCUGUCGCUCGCGCCGGUCUGGCUCCAUCCUCAGCCGUUUCUGCGACGCCUUGUCUUUGCAAGAUGCCGUGUUUCCCUGUGUGGAGGGGAACCUGGAGCAGGGCGGGGUCCGCUCCGGAUCCGCCUGCUGCUGCUCAGCCUGGGCUAACCGGGCUAACUGGGCUAAAACAGGCUAACUGGGCUAAACCGGGCUAACUGGGUUAACUGAGUCUAAACCAGGCUAACUUGGGUUAACCUGGGCUAACUGGGCUAAACCAGGCUAACUGGGCUAACUGCGGGCUGAGCAGCUGCUCGGGGCCGUCUAAUUCCUGCAGCAGCGUGAGCGCCACCUUGCCCUGCUUCAUCUGUAUGUAUAACUUGUGUAUAACAAACUGUUUAAAUAAACUUGUGUUUAAUUUCUUCACUUAUUAGUACUAAUAAUAUGACCAACCGUGAUAAGCUUCAGUGAUUCUGUAUGAAGGAGGAAACCGAAUGUUUAAUCAGUUUUCCAACAAUCAGUCGGGUUUUUUUCUACUUUGUUUCUGAAACAUUAACCUCUGACCUUUGUUUGGUUUUGUGUCUCAGAGUUAAUAAGGUUAUUAGUCUGGAGUUUGAAGAUGUUCUAUAAAGUAACUUUAAGCUGUUCAGUGGAUCUUUAUGUCUGGAAGUGAAUUUGGCUUCAGCUCUCCGUCGUUAAAGUGAAACCUGUGGCGCUUCUACGGAGCUCCAUUCAUGACAAAAGUCACUCCAACUCAUUUAAUGUGAACUUGAUCAGAUGUGGAAAAAGAUGCAAAUUAAAACGUUUUGUUUGGGAUGUGAUUUAAAGUCCACAUUAUACAAGAAAACCGUUAAUUUAAUAACAAUCCAGAUUAUUUUCUCAGAUUUUCAUGGUAACCACCAUAACACUAAUGAUUCUUAAAACAUGUUUCCAAAUGAAGAAUGUUCAUGUUUGUUAGAAAACUACAUUUUGGAUUUCUGGCUGAUGGUGGGAGAAUAUUUUUUCUAUGAAAAAGACUCUGAUCGGAAGAAUCUCACAAGGAAGCAGUUCUCCGACCUGCAGGGGGCUUCAGGCAGCGGCUGCUUCAGGCGGCGGCUGCUUCAGGCAACGGCUGCUUUUGGACGGCGGCUGCUUCGGGCGGCGGCGGCUGCUUUCGGGCGGCGGCGGCUGCUUCGGGCGGCGGCGGCUUCAGGCCUGAACAGCUGAUUGGCAGCUUUUCCUCUAAAAACUGAUCAUCAAGAAGAAUAAAUGUUAGAUUUGAAUGUUUGGGCCCAAAUGUUUGACUUUUGUUUCAGUGAUUUCGUCAUUAAUGGAGUUCCAUAGAGCCUGAAUAGAGUUGGUGUAAUGCAGCAGGAAUGAGGCCGAACAGGUCAAAGGUCAAUCAUUAUUGGGGGGGGGAAGCUGCUUCAUUUUUUAUUAUUUUGUGCUAAAAUCUGACAGUUUGAUAAAUAGUGUGCUUUCCUCUGUAACCAUAGUAGCCAGAUAUUUCUUCAUUCUGCACAAUGCCACGUCGGGGUUGGUGGGCGGGGUCAUAGGUCAUAGGUGGGUGUGAUGCGGGUCACUGCUAGUUGGAUCUGCACCGUAGAUUUCUCCCCGUCUGUUACAUCUGUGCAAAAAGCCAUUAAAAGCUUUUAAAACAAA
This is a messenger RNA of Poeciliopsis prolifica (blackstripe livebearer), 9442 nucleotides long. Its product is annotated as spectrin beta chain, non-erythrocytic 1-like. Gene Ontology annotation, biological process: actin cytoskeleton organization; protein localization to plasma membrane. Gene Ontology annotation, molecular function: structural constituent of cytoskeleton; actin filament binding; phospholipid binding. The record is from RefSeq and is a predicted model, not a curated record. Lineage: Eukaryota; Metazoa; Chordata; Actinopteri; Cyprinodontiformes; Poeciliidae. Gene Ontology annotation, cellular component: cell junction; spectrin; cortical actin cytoskeleton.